Heterobilharzia americana is the source of this 2018-nucleotide messenger RNA. Lineage: Eukaryota; Metazoa; Platyhelminthes; Trematoda; Strigeidida; Schistosomatidae. The record is from the annotation of a GenBank genome assembly.
GGUUUUUAUGAACCUGGAAGAUAAUUGUGACCAUUUCAAACUCGGAACUUAUUCCAAUAAGACAGACGUAGAACUCAAGGAACCGCAGUUCACUAAUUCUACAACACGAAGUUUGAAGUUUGAAUCUCGAGGUCGUUUGCAGCUUGACCCUGACCAAUAUGAUAACCCUCUCCGUCUUAUUAGCUCUUUUAAUUGGUGAUGAUAAGACAUAUUACAGUGGGGAUUCUAAAACCCAGGAAAAAAGGCCACUUGAACACUUACUGCCGACGUUGGUGAAUUUCUACAAUUUGUAUUCAAGUGAUCCAUAUAAAUAUGUAGCGUUUGAUGCGAACGAAACCUUACUGACUAGUUCUGAUGGUUUUAAGUAUCACUUCUCCGUUUUAUUGGCUCCUACUACCUGUUCUAAGUACCGAACUGGGUACAUAACUCUUGCACAGUUGGGUUCUUGCAUGUUGAAGGAGUCUGGGUUCAAGCGUUGCGGGUUUUCUUUGCGUUAUCAAGAAGGCCUGAUAUAUGAUGACAGCAGUUUGUCCUUUGAUGGCUGUGGGGCAGCCAGUCCAAAAAUGCCUGAAAACCUUAAGUAUCUAGGUUUUAAGCUACCUGAAAAUGUAGAGGAGGUGUAUGGAAUAUUCAAGCUGACACAUGGGAAACAAUACCAAGGCACAGAGGAUGACAUGAGGUUUAGCACCUUUAAAUCUAACUUGUUAAAAGCUCAAUUAUAUCAAGUUCUUGAUAGAGGCUCAGCUGUUUAUGGAGUUACACCUUAUUCAGACUUAACAGCUGAGGAGUUUGCACAAACUCAUCUAACUGCUUCUUGGGAUGGAGCUGAUAAAGCCAGAAGACUGAUUUCUGUGAACAGGAAAGCUGAAAAUAUACCGACUAACUUUGAUUGGAGAGAGAAAGGUGCUGUGACUGAGGUGAAGAAUCAAGGCAUGUGUGGCUCUUGUUGGGCAUUCUCAACCACUGGCAAUAUUGAAGGUCAAUGGUUCCGUAAAACUGGAAAAUUAUUGUCGUUAAGUGAACAGCAACUUGUUGACUGUGACAAACUUGAUGAUGGUUGUGGAGGCGGCCUGCCACUGAACGCUUAUGAAUCAAUUAUACGUAUGGGUGGUCUAAUGAGUGAAGAUACCUAUCCAUAUGAUGCUAAGAAUGAAAAAUGUCAUUUAAAAAAUGAUAAUAUUGCAGCGUAUAUUAAUAGUUCUGUAAGUCUACCAGAAGAUGAAAAAGAACUAGCUAUAUGGCUUUAUCAUAAUUCAACAAUUAGUGUUGGGAUGAAUGCAAUGCUUUUACAGUUCUAUCGACACGGAAUCAGUCACCCAUGGAAAAUAUUCUGUUCAAAAUAUAUGCUUGAUCAUGCUGUUCUACUUGUUGGUUAUGGAGUUUCUGAAGAGAAUAUACCUUUUUGGAUUGUUAAAAAUAGUUGGGGUGUUGAAUGGGGUGAAAAGGGUUAUUUCCGCAUGUAUCGAGGUGAUGGUACCUGUGGGAUAAAUACAGUGGCAACGUCAGCGGUCAUCUACUGAGCUCUUUCUGUCAUAACUGAUUUUAUUAUAAUAUUAGUUAACAUUAUAUCUGAUUGAAUACCAAUUUCUUGCUCAUAUUUUUUCCAUACGAUGUUACUUAAUGGUCAUGAUUUUAAAGAAAAUUGUUUUAUGAAUAGGCUAUGAUCUGAUCCUUUGUUUUCUCUCCUUUCUAAGAUUUGAUACAGAAGAGUUGUCUAUCCCUAUCUCAUUUGACUUUGUUUUUAUCACUAUUAUUAUUAUCAUUAUUAUUACCACUUGAACUGAUGCGAAUAUCUCCGCAAUCUUCAAUUUAUGCAUUCAUUUGUUUAUCAGUUCCUAUUUUGAUAAAAACUGAUGCAAACACAUUAUUUUUAUCAAUUUGUUUUCUUUAAUUAUUAUUUUGUAUUUGGCGGAUUUUUUUUCAAUAUUAUUGAAAAAUUGGACACAUACUUUUUAAUACAAACACUAAUUCUUAUAUAACGAUUUUUAUGGACUAAAUAAAGACAUAUAUUAUUAUUA